Molecule: messenger RNA, 3293 nt
Organism: Pieris rapae (cabbage white)
Lineage: Eukaryota; Metazoa; Arthropoda; Insecta; Lepidoptera; Pieridae
Product: carboxypeptidase A2-like
Exons: 9
Coding region: 702-2915 (737 amino acids)
Biological process (GO): proteolysis
Molecular function (GO): zinc ion binding; metallocarboxypeptidase activity
Source: RefSeq, a predicted model, not a curated record
AGGUGAAAAGCUAUAUAAUUUUGAAUAUAAUAAAGAUUGUUGACGCAGUGACAUAUAUACUAUGCGACAGUAUCGUGUUUGUGGGCGGUUGAACUCCACACAAGCGGACUGUGCAAUUUGCACUACAUUUCACGCAUCAGGUUACACUGAUUAGGCUGUAGAUAUUCUAUUAUCGCUAAUACAAUGAUAUUACCUAAACAGAAAAUGAAUUUCUAAAACGUAUGUACGUUCCUCAGUAAUUGUGCCCAUACAAGGAUUUGAAUGCUCAAUAAUAUUUUCUUUGGAAACAUCUCGCAUAUUUAAUACAUUUGUGACCUAAAACAAAUUUUGAAUAACUUCUGAAAACAUUAACCUUUCAUUAAAACCGCUAACGACUAACAAAAUUAAAUAAUCUUGCUCACUAAGGAGGUUUUAUUUAACUCAGAUGAUAUAGCUAUAAAACUCUACGAGAAGGUAAUUGCUGGGUUUUAAUUAGCCUAGGCUUAAUUUCUAAUACUUUCUUUUCAAUAAGGUUUUUCUACAGGAAGUAUUAAACUAAUAAAUGUAGAGCCUCGUGUCGACUAAACGAGCUGACCUAGUGGUUGCGUAUUGAAAGCGAGAUCGUAUAAUGACAGUGGCAGGGAAGGUGGUUUCCACGGAAUAAGCCAGUCGCUGCCAGCGUACAGUGCCCGCGCACUUCGUCAUGCAAACACUGUCUACACAUGGCGCGUCGCCUGGCGCUCUUAGCGCUCUUGGCGUGUCUCGUCAGCGCGCUCCAUCCGCCUCCUCGACACGCGGACCUCUCUGUCUCCGAAUCAGACGACCCCUUUGCCUUUUGGGACGAUUACGACGAAUCUCCAGAGUUCGUACCCAUCCAAUCAUCCAUCCCUAAAAAUCAACCCAAAGUGAUUAUACGAAGCAAAAUACCAAAAGUUAAUGUAACUAUGAAAAAAAGUGAUAAAAAUAAAGUAAUUAAGACUACUAUAAAAAUCGAAACUCAUACAAACUUUAUUGUGACAAGGCGAACACCAGUGUAUAGUAAAAUUACGCGAUCCCCUUCAAAAAAAGUGGUGGUGUCAGAUCAAGAGUUGUGGGUGGAUAUCAAUGCAACAACGCCGAGGAGUACUUCAAAAAAACCGAAUGUUCGGAGGACUACCACAAGUCGGACUACUACAACCAAACGUCAAACAACAAAGCAGCCUCGCAGAACUACUCGCAGCCAGCACACUACGGUAUCACGGCAGACACCUAAAAGGAAAUAUAAUUUGGUAUCAAAAAGUACAAAAGCGCCAAAGAAUAGUCCAUGUCCUCCAAAACACUCCGGUUACAAGUCAACGGUGUUAGAAGAUGUUAAAGAUAAAAAGCCAUCUAAACAAAAUAACUCAGGUAUUUUUACAAGAAUUUAUAAAUGGAUCGUUGGGUCGAAGACUUGGUUUAGUGGGGGAUGGUUUCAACCAGACAUCGAUCCGAUCAGGAUCAGGACCACGACACCAGUCCCCCCCAGUACUUCAACUGGGAACUGGUUUCAAUUAUUUCUGGAUUCGGAGGAUAACGACGAUGCCCAUUCAUCAAAUGGGGUCAAUAAAAAGAAGUCUGAUAAAAAGAUCGUGAGAAAAAAUUACAAAGGUUAUCAACUCCUUCGAUCAUACCCCGAUACGCAAUGGAAAAUACGAUCCCUGUUAGACCUACAGGAAGAGGGGGAAGGGUCUGGCUUAAUGUGGUGGACUCUACCCUCUCUCAACGGCUCCACUGAUCUCCUCGUUCCACCAGAUCUCUUAGUAGACGUAAAAGAUCACUUAAAAUCCUCUAAUGUCGACUUCGAAGUAAUUAUCUGGGAUCUACAGAAAGCAAUUAUGUAUGAGAAUCCGAAACUUUCGAAGAAACAACGACUGGAAUUAGUUCAAUUGAGAGGACAUCCUAUGACCUGGAGGCGAUAUCAUCGCUACGCUGACAUCCUGAGAUAUUUAGAGUAUUUGCAACUCUCCUAUUCUGAUAUUGUGGAGCUGGUGCCUUUGGGGCGCUCUUCAGAAGGAUUGCCUUUAGUUGCAGUAAAGAUUUCUCUACCAACCAAUGAAACAGUGACGAAGGCUUCCAUCACCAAAGAGCAGAAGAAAAAGUGGAAGCUACGUUCAUACACAAAACCAGCUAUUUGGAUAGAUGGCGGUUCCCACGCAAGAGAGUGGAUCGCUCCAGCUGUAGCUUCUUGGUUAAUACAUAAUUUAGUUGAAGGUGAAAAAGACUCCGGCAUAGAUUAUGAAGUACUAAAAGUGGCAGAUUUCUACAUAAUGCCGGUGAUAAACCCUGACGGAUAUGAGCAUUCGCACACUCACGAUCGCCUCUGGAGGAAAACAAGAUCACGGUUGUCUGACUCCGACGAUUACGGCGGCUGGCUACCAUGGAACUGGGGACGUACAGAUUGUGUGGGUGUGGACACAGACCGCAACUGGGAUUAUCAUUGGAGGGAAAAGGAUUCCUCACAGGACCCUUGCUCAGACAAUUAUGCCGGACCCCAUCCAUUUAGUGAGCCUGAAACUAGAGCUGUUUCUGAAUUCUUGGCCGAACACAGGGGUCAAAUUAAGGUCUACCUGUCUCUUCAUGCGUAUUCACAAUCGUGGCUUCUACCAAGUUCACAUGCUUACACAUCGUACUCCGAUGACGGCGUUCUUAUGGAAAUGGGAAAACUGGCUACAGCCGCUUUGGCAGAUAUGUAUGGUACGAAAUAUAAGGUUGGAACAGCUGCAGAUAUCAAGCAACCAGCAUCUGGUAUGUCCCACGACUGGGCUAAAGCUCGGGCAGGAAUUAAAUUCUCCUAUCACGUGGAUCUUCGGGACUCCUACGGCCCCUAUGGAUUUUUACUGCCAGGUUCACAAAUCGUCUCUACGGCGAGGGAAAUAUGGCAGGCAAUAAAAGCUAUUGUAGACAAUUUAUCGUCUUGACUGUGAUUUGUGUGAUUGUUUAUACGCUUCAAUAGAAUAAAUUACACUUACAAGAGUUUUUAAAAUACAAGUUUGCUUUUGUGGUUGGAUCAAAAUGACUUUUCGAAAAGUUAAGAAAAUGAUACAAAUUAUGAGCAUGAAUUUGGGAAAUACACUUAUGCGCAAGCACUGCCGAUAUAUUUAAAAAAACGAUCGAUAUUGUAUAUUUAGUGAAAUUAUUGGUGUAUUCGGUUCGUUAUGGUAUGUGAUAUGGGCCGCUUCAGCUGUGUGGGCAUAAUAUAUUAAAAAAUGUGUCGAUUAUUAGAGACAUUACCUACUAUUAUUAUAUAAAUUAAUUCAACACACUAAGUAAUUUCUAUUUUAAGUAAAUUAUUAUUU